GGGGCCGCCGGUUGGGUUGGGGAGAGGGCGGUGGGUCACGCGACAUGACAUUUUAAGGAGAAAUAAAAAAAAAACACACACACAAACAGAUUAAAAAAAAAGGAAGGUAUUCUAGUUCCCAAUCCCAUGUCGCGAAGUAAAAGCAACGCUCCCGAAACCCUUCGUGCUAAAUAACCGUUAAGCGGCGUGCGAAAGAGAGAGAGAGAAAGAUAAGUAGACUAAAAAAAAACAAUAAGUUGAGCUUCACCAGGGCCACCAGUGUGGAACAGAGGACGAAGAUCCCCGCCUGCCCCGUCCCAGGGUGAAAGCAACAACCACCCCUGACCCACCCAGAACGUGCGAAGAAAUUGGGAACAAUAGAGGCUGCUGAGGCUAAAGGGGGGGGGGAUGGAGAAGGGGUUGCUGUCACCACGAUCGAACACGAUGAUGCUGAUCAGCCCCCGCGCGUUCGCCCGAAAGUCCCAAACCUGUUUGGGAAAUGGGACCGGGACACAGCACCACAGGACAAGCGAAGACAUCCGACCGGCCGAAAAGGUAUAAAUGAUAGUGGAGAGGCGAUUUUCACCGUCAGAAUAUCGGCACGCCCUGGGUUGAAGAGACUGUGCGCUGCUAAAAAAAGCAUAAGCGUUGAAGGGUUUAUAAGGGCAUCCGGGAGUGCCAGCUGGGGGUGUUGUUUUCGGUCUGCCAAACCGAUCAGACAGAGAAAAGAAGGGCAUUGUUAAACGUGUUAAUCAUUCCACGCAGUGUUUGAGUGUCUGUUUGUGUGUGUGUGUUUUAGGUGCUUAGAAUAAGUAUUUAAUCCGCCCCUCAAAAUGCAACGUGCGUCAGUGCUCGUGUCCCUGCUGCUGCUAGUGGUGGUGGGUCGUGUUGCGACGGAAGCGGACCCCGAGCCGCAGGGACAAACAGUGAGCGUACCGCCGGCAGCACCGAGCCUCACCGAUCCACUCCCGUUCGAUGAGCCCACGGUGGAACGGUUCUUCACCGCCGUUAAGAGCCAGCUGCGCUGCGGCUAUCCCAUGUUCGGCAUCCCGUCGCUCGUACCGCUCAAGCUAAGCUACACCCUCAAGACGUCGUUCGAUCUGCUUUCGCUUAAAAAAAUCAAUGUGGUAGCGUCCAACUUUACCGUGUACGGGCUGAACGACUUCACCUGGGACCCGUCCCGGACGCGGUUCACCCGCACGUCCGCCACCGUGCCGCUCUCCUUCCCGAACGUGACCGCGUUCGCGCACACCUCGCUGAACGGUGCGAACGGUACGUCGUACGUCCAGCUGCGCAACGUCACUGUCCGGCUGGACGCGCAGUACGAGGAAAAGGACGACCUGCUGUACGUGACCGAGCUCGGCGGUUCGAUUCUGCUCGAAGAUGCGAAGGUAAAGAUUGCCUCGCUCUUCCCGAAGAGCGCCAAGCUGAGCAAGAUCUGGAACAAGGCGAUCGGCAAAUCGCUCCCGAUACUGGUGGAGCUGUUCAACGGCGGCAAGCUGAAGAUCGAGUACCUGAGCCGGCUGCUGAGUGGGGCCAAGUUCUACGCGAUGAACACGAUCAACAACGCGCUCAACACGCACGGUCUCAGCUUUGACCGGCUGGUCGAGAGCAUGGCCAAGUUCGCGGACGGUUCGCCCGACUCGCUGCAGUGCGACGGUACGGCCAGCGACACGCUCGUCGGAUGGCUGCGAGCGUAGGACGGGCACAAGUGUGUUCUUGUGUGUGUCUGUUCUAUGUGUGAGUGUGCGUGUGUGCUCGUUUGCUUUUGCUAAAGGAUAAGAGACUGCCACCCCAAGUGUCCCUCUCUCAUCGACUCAUUGGCAGUGUGUAUGUUGUGUUUUUGUGGAGAUGGCACACAUGGGAGGAGGUGAUUGUUUUCCCCCCAAUAAAGUAUACUGUAAUGCAAUAU
Anopheles coluzzii is the source of this 1891-nucleotide messenger RNA. RefSeq lists its product as uncharacterized. The coding region runs from base 813 to 1679 and encodes 288 amino acids. NCBI's taxonomy places the organism in Eukaryota, Metazoa, Arthropoda, Insecta, Diptera, Culicidae. The transcript has 4 exons. The record is from RefSeq and is a predicted model, not a curated record.